Drosophila nasuta is the source of this 1146-nucleotide messenger RNA. RefSeq lists its product as uncharacterized. The transcript has 2 exons. The record is from RefSeq and is a predicted model, not a curated record. NCBI's taxonomy places the organism in Eukaryota, Metazoa, Arthropoda, Insecta, Diptera, Drosophilidae. The annotation marks the transcript as partial.
UCAAUUCAAUUGCAGCUCUUAGCGGCUGCUUUGCUGCUCAGUUCGGUCACAUCGGGUUUGAGGCCACCCAGAUCUUAUUCUCGUCGCAAUUUCUACAGUUCGGUUGGUCCACCUGGUCCGGUACGCUUAACGCCACCAGCUAGUGGACUGCCGAGCUAUAGCAGCGAUCUGCUAACCAAUGAAAGCAACCGACGCGAUGUGGCAAAGAAGUACCCCAAGAAGACACACUAUAGACCCUUCUCAGUGGAGGACGAUGACUUUUCCAGCGAACGCUAUUCGGGAGAGUAUACGGGUGACGCACCUCAUGACAGUCGGGAGUACACAAUUGGCACCCAGAUACGUGUCCAGCAUCCCAUCACGGUGCCCAAGAAGGCCAGCUCUAGCUCCACAUACUCCAAGCCGCAUAAGUAUCCUUCACCUACUCCUUACAAGAGCAGCGGUCGUCCAAUCUAUGAUGACUCUGGCGAAGAUCAUACUCUCGAGCCGCCAAAGUUGAAAGGUUCGAAGUGGACACCAGCAUCGUACGAAUCGGAGGCAGAUCCAUUCCAUUUGGUACCGCCACCUAAGGCAACGGCUGCAUCUAGCCACGCUUACAGAGUGUUUGAGCCCGAUCACGAGGAGUACGAUGUGCCCACGCGCCCCAAGAGUCACGACCGUUAUAAGAGCGUUGCGUCCAAGAAACAGAUCGAAGCUUUUCUAGAAGAUCAGCAAGAACUGCUGGAUGAAGCCAUCAAACUGCAGCUGAUCAACAAUCCCAAACUACAAAAGUAUUUGAAGCACGAUUCGCAUGAGGCGCGACCCGAUCUAGACAUUGAAGACUUUGAGACAUUCCCGCCAGUCUUUGCGGGUGGUCCUGGGCCACAGCACAACAGCUUCAUUGUCGAUCAUCCGCCACCGUCAGUAAUUAAGGGCAGAUCACGUAGACGCCCGCCAGGCCUUAAGCCGAAGCGUUCCCCAAAGUCCAAGCGCAUUAUUAAGCCCAAACGAAAGUACAGAUCGACAGCACUGGUCAUUAAUGUGUGAGCGUUCGUGGUGCAUUUAAGUGUUAGUUUGCUAAUGCUUACUUAUUUAACUAACUCUAAAAUAGUUGUGUAUUUUAAAUUGUAUAGACUUUUUUUAUGUAAAUAUAGUAAAUCCUUUAUUCUA